Messenger RNA from Melospiza georgiana, 2438 nucleotides. RefSeq names its product round spermatid basic protein 1 (gene RSBN1). Gene Ontology annotation, cellular component: nucleus. Lineage: Eukaryota; Metazoa; Chordata; Aves; Passeriformes; Passerellidae. The transcript has 7 exons. The coding region runs from base 1 to 2049 and encodes 682 amino acids. The record is from RefSeq and is a predicted model, not a curated record.
AUGGCCGCGCAGGUCGCCGCGGUGCCGCGGGCCCCGGAGGAGCCGCCGCCGCCGCCGCCCUCAGCGGACCGGCCCGCCCGGCCCCGCGGGCCCCGCCGCCGGCGAGCGGCACCCGGCGAGCCGCCGGCCGCCAAGCGGGCCCGGCCGAGCCAGCCGCUGCUGGCGGGGCCCGGCCCGGCGGAGCCGCUGCCCCCGCCCGCCCUCCCCGCCGCCGCGGGGCUGUUCACGUUCUCCCCGCUCAGCCUCCCGCCGCCCGGGGAGCGCCGACACCACCACCGGCACCACGCCGAGCCCGCCGGCCACAAGGCGAGGCGCGGCAGCCCCGCGGACGGCGCGGCGGGGCGGCCCAGCCAGCGAGAAACUCCAGAUGAAAAUGGCAAAACCCAGCGAGCUGACAGUCUUAUUAUGAAGAAGAUAAAGAAAAAAAAGAAAAAGAAACACCGGGAGGAUGUGAGGGGAAAGCGCCUGAAGAUGUACAACAAGGAGGUGCAGACGGUGUGUGCUGGGCUCACUCGCAUUGACAAGGAGACUCUGGCUCAAGGACAGUGUGACAGCCUGGAAAUGAACAAGGAAUCCUUCAGGUACCUGAAGGACGAGCAGCUGUGCAGACUGAACUUGGGCAUGCAGGAAUACCGGGUACCCCAGGGAGUACAAACCCCCUUUGUGACGCACCAGGAGCACUCUGUCCGCAGCAGCUUCCUCAAGACUGGCACUAAAUUCAGUAACUUCAUCCACGAGGAGCACCAGUCCAAUGGAGGUGCCCUGGUCCUGCAUGCCUACAUGGAUGAACUCUCAUUUUUGUCUCCAGUGGAGAUGGAGAGAUUUGCAGAGGAGUUUCUUGCGUUGUCAUUCAGUGAAAAUGAUAAAAAUGCAGCUUACUAUGCUUUAGCCAUAGUGCACGGGGCAGCUGCCUAUUUACCAGACUUCCUGGAUUACUUUGCUUUCAACUUUCCAAACACUCCAGUGAAAAUGGAAAUUUUGGGCAAGAAGGACAUUGAAACAACAACAAUUUCAAAUUUUCACUCUCAGGUCAAUCGGACGUACUGCUGUGGCACCUACAGAGCGGGCCCCAUGCGCCAGAUCAGCCUGGUGGGAGCCGUGGAUGAAGAAGUGGGGGACUACUUCCCAGAAUUCCUGGAUAUGUUGGAAGAAUCUCCAUUUCUCAGAAUGACUCUGCCCUGGGGGACUCUUUCCAGUCUCAGACUGCAGUGCAGGUCCCAGAGUGAUGAUGGGCCCAUCAUGUGGGUGAGGCCGGGAGAGCAGAUGAUCCCCACAGCUGAUAUGCCAAAAUCACCCUUCAAACGGCGCCGGUCCAUGAACGAGAUCAAGAACCUGCAGUACCUACCUCGGACCAGCGAGCCCCGCGAGGUCCUGUUCGAGGACAGGACCCGAGCUCACGCCGACCACGUGGGGCAGGGCUUUGACUGGCAGAGCACAGCUGCUGUCGGCGUGCUCAAGGCUGUGCAGUUUGGGGAAUGGAGUGACCAGCCUCGUAUAACCAAAGAUGUGGUUUGUUUUCAUGCUGAAGACUUCACUGAUGUUGUGCAGAGACUUCAGCUGGACCUGCAUGAACCUCCAGUGUCACAGUGUGUUCAAUGGGUGGACGAAGCCAAACUAAACCAAAUGAGACGGGAAGGCAUUCGCUAUGCCAGGAUUCAGUUGUGUGACAAUGACAUCUACUUCAUCCCCAGAAAUGUCAUUCAUCAGUUCAAAACAGUGUCAGCAGUCUGCAGCCUAGCCUGGCACAUCAGACUCAAACAGUACCACCCCGUGGGGGAGACUUCUCCAAAAGCAGAGAGCAGCUCAAGCCUGAACAGUGAUGUUCCUGGGAGCACAGAGGCACAAGGUGAACCCCAAGGUGUGAGUGUAAAAAUAGAGUCUGAAGAACCAGGUACAGAAAUUCAGCUUACCCCAGGGGUGCUCUCCUCCUCUGUUUCUUCAAUAUCAGGACUUGUGCAACCAGAUCAGGUGGCCCAGCCCCUUCCAGGUUUUAAAAUAGAGUCUGAUCAGCAACACAAUCCACAGGAUCAUGCAGGCUCUUCUGUGUGAUAUGUAUAUAUUCAAACAUUUUUUAAACAACUUUUUAAAAUUUUGAUGUGAAGUUAUAGUUUUAUAACUGGCUUAUGUUUUAUUGGAGAAAUCUUGCCUAUAAUUCUAUAAAGAAAGGUGACAUUCCAAAAUGUCAAGCAUAUCUUUUUUACACAGAUUAUGCAAAAUUCAAGUUGUAUUUUAACCCCUUAGUACAACCUGUAACAGUGGUCUACCACUUCUUUCUGUUUAAGUAAAGAGAUGUUGAAUAUCUUCUCAAAGUCAGAUUGGAAUUCCUCCAGGAAUAUGAAAUGAUUGAACUCCAUUGGUCAGUGUUAUUUCCCUGCUUUUACUUUAUCUCUAAUCUUCACCAGAAAGUGAUGCUUUUGUAGAAGACUUGCAAAGUGAUU